CGAACUUCGCCGCCCUUGCGCUAUCGCUGCCUCCCCUGCGCUUGAAGCCUUUGUAACCUUCCACUGACGCGAAAGAGUCACUCUCCCCACGCCUCUCUACGGCCGCACCAUGGCGGAACGACCCUCAACUCCCCCGCGGGCAAUGCGCUCGGCGGGCAAGCUGCCUCCAAAUCCUCUCACCCCAGAGCAAGUGCGGCGAAUGGAAGAAGCCCGUCUCAGAGCAAAAGCUGCAGCGCAACAAGCGCAAGCCUCAAAGCCUACACCCCCGCCUGUCGCAGGCACCAAACGCGCAUACUCAGUCAUAAAUUCCUCGAACACUCCCGCGACUGUGCGCAAUGCCAACGCAGCAUCGCCGGCGAAGCGCGACCAGAAUGGCUUCAUCCCGCCACCUGCGAACGACCUCAUAACACCGGCGAAGAACUUUGGGCGCUCGGAUUUUAUCGAAUACGACUUCAGCAAGAUGACCGACACUAAAGGUGGUUUCCUAAGCACCAACGACGAUCCGCACAACCGCGCAAUGUGGAACGGCAAGAAGGAGGAAGAAAAGCCGGCAAACAUGACCCUCGCCGAGUGGGAGCGCGAGCGCAUACGCAGAAAGCUCCGAGAAAACCGCGCCGGCAUCUACGAGCCCGGCCUCUCCAUCCUCAACCAGGCUGACGGCCGCGACGAAGAAGAAGACGCCCUGCUCAAAGCCGCAGAGGAAGACGGCGAGGAGUAUAAAGGCACCUACGGCGACGGCAAGCGCGACAUCAAGGGCAAGUGCCGCGAGUGCGGCUCCCUCGAGAUAGACCACAAGUGGCAGGACGCCUACCAUAUCGGCAUUUGCCACGCGUGCAAAGACAAGUUCCCUGACAAGUACAGCCUGCUCACCAAGACUGAGGCGAAAGAAGACUACCUGCUCACGGACCCCGAGCUCAAAGACGAGUCCAUCCUGCCCCAUCUCGAGCGCCCAAACCCGCACAAAUCCAACUGGCAGAACAUGCAGCUCUUCCUCCGCCUGCAGGUCGAGCACUACGCCUUCUCCGCCGCGAAAUGGGGCUCCCCCGCCGCGCUGGACGAGGAGUACGAGAAGCGGCAGAAAGCCACCAAGGAAAAGAAGGAAAAGAAGUUCAGCAAGAAGCUCAAGGAGCUGAAGAAGCGGACGCGCGUGGAGGCAUACAAGCGGUCGCGGAUGGGGGAGACUGAGGGUGCAGGCAUAGGUGCGUUUGGGCAGAAGAUCAACACGUUUGGGGACCAUGUGCAUGAGUGGGGGCGGAGUGUGUUGGACCACGAGACGGGUUUGAGUCGGAAGAGGUGCGAGGAAUGUGGGAUGGAGGUUGAGGAGUUGGAGUUUUAGAGAUGGCAAUGAUACCCAGUUUGAAUGUGCGAUCGGGUGUACCUG
Messenger RNA from Paraphaeosphaeria sporulosa, 1381 nucleotides. Its product is annotated as DNA repair protein. Gene Ontology annotation, cellular component: nucleotide-excision repair factor 1 complex. Gene Ontology annotation, biological process: UV-damage excision repair; nucleotide-excision repair, DNA damage recognition; base-excision repair. The record is from RefSeq and is a predicted model, not a curated record. Lineage: Eukaryota; Fungi; Ascomycota; Dothideomycetes; Pleosporales; Didymosphaeriaceae. Gene Ontology annotation, molecular function: damaged DNA binding. The coding region runs from base 110 to 1336 and encodes 408 amino acids. The transcript has 2 exons.